AUGAGUGAAGAUUUAAGCAAACCAAGUGUGUUAAUAGUUAGUAGUAGUAGCACUAAACCAAAAUCUCUUUUAAAGUUAAUAACUAAAGAAACAGUAAAUUUAUCAGAAAGUGUUGAUAAAGUAUCAACAUCCUGGAUUUUGGAUACUAAAUACUACAAAGCUAACGUCAACGUACAUGGAAUAACGAAAGAUUAUAAAAGGGACAGCGAAUUUAAUAGUUCCGUUGAAGCUUUAAUAAUUCAUAUAGAUACUAAUAAAGAAUCUGGUUUAGAUGAUUUAAAAGUUUGGCAAGAUUUAGAUGAUGAAUGUAACCCGGAGAUUAAAUUAUUAAUAGCUAAUUAUUGUAAUAACGAUACUAAAAUUUCUAAACCGAUGGCAAUUGAGUGGUGUCUUCGAUACGGAUAUGAAUUAAUCGAGCUUUAUCCCAACAAUGAAGACAAUUUGGAACAAAAUGAUGAGAUUAUUAAAGAGAAGGUUGGCGUUGAGCGGAUUGUCGAAGCUUUACAAAGCCAUAUUUGGCCUAAUUUAGUGAUGAAAAGUAAAGAAAUUGAUAAACCUUUGGAAAGUAAUGAGAAUAAUGCUGAAAAUAAGUUAGGGGUUAACAAAGAUUUAGAUAACCUUUUAAAUGGAAUUGAUAGUUGUAUGUCUCAAAUGGACGAUUUUACUAAUUUGUUUUCCAAAUUGCAAAGCAUGAAGGAAAGUAUUCAAUCUUUACCUCAUAAUGAGCGCAAAUUGCAAGCUGAAGAGCUGGUUANUCCCCGUAAG
Onthophagus taurus is the source of this 765-nucleotide messenger RNA. Lineage: Eukaryota; Metazoa; Arthropoda; Insecta; Coleoptera; Scarabaeidae. The record is from RefSeq and is a predicted model, not a curated record.